UGUAGCGCGGGCAACGUGGUGUGAUCACUCCGGAUUCCGCGGAUUCGUGAACUCUACGAAAAAUUCGUUGUCGUCCCGAGGCAACACCCGCGUUCGCCUGCCGUUACGUGAUUCGAGCUUCCCGUAUUCAGUUUUUGCAUGCGCAAUUUGCGAAGGACGGCACCGCGUUUUCGAUUUCGAGACAGAUACUUCGCAAUUGUCUGUGUGUCUUAAUCUUCACGAAGAACAGAAAAAGAAGAGAGACAGAGAUGAAAGAGGAGGAGGUGAAGGAGGGAAUUUAAAUUCUCUGAUCGAUCUGGAUGUGGACAUGAAUAUGUCAUCCGAUGAUUUUGAUGCUUUCUUCGAUACAACUAAUCUCGACAGCGAAGUGGUCAAAUUGCAAGUUCUACUGGAAGAAAAGAGUCUCCCUCUCGAUACAGAAUAUUUGCUGCAGCUACUAGAGCAAUGUUUCUCCACGUGUUCAAUUGAGUUGCUCGAUGAGAAAAUUUUCAGGGAAGUUUUGCCGAAAGCUCAGCAUCUUUUGUCACAGAUCGUGAAAGCCAUAGAUGAUCUAAUAGGCGAUAAUGCGAGACUCGACGAUCUGGAUGGCAUCAAGUGCAGAUUGCAAGUUUGUUACGGACUUCUCGAUCUUUGGAAGAAAUGCGUGGAACACAUUUCCGCGCUCGAAAACGUCCGAGCUACCUACGUAGCAACGUUAUGUGACAUUCUACCGGAAACGACGAGGACAAUUUUCGAGCACUGCAAAGCCAGUCCAAAAUAUGGAGCGCUAUUGAGCGGUGCAAUGCAGGAGUUGAGGAAUCUGUUUGCGAAGGCGGGCGAGGUCUUCAAGCUAUUCUUUGCCACUUUGAACGGCGUAAUCGUUUUCGACACGGACGUGCAAACGGAAACGGAGCUGUUGACGAAAGUGAUUGAUGCUUACGGCAACAUCGCUUCUAUUGCAAACGGAAUGGACUCCAAGACGUUCGUUGAGCUGUCCGAGGCAUUCGCCAAGCUGGCCAUCGUUCAUCAGAGCGAAAUCAAGUCAAACAACAUCACGACACAUCUCGCUCGUAUGACGAAAGACGUGUCUUGCCUUUUAUCCAACAUUAAGGACCAGAACGAUAAGAGUGCGGAACGAAAUAUAAUGGUUGCUAUGCGCCUGCUGAGAAUCCUCCUGAAAUUAACAUCGUCUUACAGCGCAUCUCUCACGCACGAGAUGAUGUCAGACUUGAUAGAACUUCUGGGACAAAUGCACAGAUACUCCUGUUUAACGAUAGCGAAAGGUAGCGGAAGAACAAUUUCAGCCGACGCUGCAUCUUUUCUAAAUAUCAUCUUCAAUCGUGACGAUUUUAAGCAAGUAUAUUUUGAAUACGGAAGGCAAAUUAUUUCACGUGAUCAAUAUGUUAAAAUAAAUUACCAGUUACUGACGAUCGCUAUCAUGAUGAAACUGAAUGGCAUGUCGUACGAACAUCAUUGGUCUGUAGGCUCGGAUUCGAUCUUGGAUGUUUCUUUCACAUACAUGGAACAUAUCGACGAACAACUCUGCGCCGGAGAUCUGCGACUGCCAGGUGUUCGCGGGAUCGGCGAAGGACCACGAUCUGUUAGCAUUUACGAGGCGACUCUGGUAAUCGUUUGCAGCUUGAUCAGUCAGAUUCCUCCGGAAGACUUUCACGCAGUCGAACUGCUUUUACUAAAGCAUUUGCUGUCCGAUCACUUCUGGAGGUCUCUGUUAAGUUCGGAUGUUUGGUGCUUUAUUGGCAGACUCGGCUCUUCGCAACUGUGCGCCGAUCACAUUAAACAUUUGGUUAAAGUUUCCGCCUUCUUAGUACAACGACGUAACAGCACAGAAGUGAUCAUGCUGGAUAGCUUGAUCGUCAGAUUGUUCGAUCUGCUGAACGAAGAUAUGAAAUCCACUCUGUUCGAGAACCUUGCUGACCCGGAUAUGGAUUAUUAUACUCCUAUCCUGUGUUCGUUAAUGACAAAAACCAAAUCUCUUUCACGAGAACGAUUAGAACAAUUAAACCGUAAAAUUGAAGAUUUGCCGAAGGCUUUCUCAGACUUGCAAGAACAUCCUUUAAUUCACAAUUGGGACCGUUUUUUGCGGAUCUUGUUCAUGUGUACCACGACAGCGGUAGAUUAUAGCGAUAACAAGAAUAUUAUCGACGUUUUAACUAAAAUAUGGAGUAUCGUUGAAGACUCGGAUAUCAAAUACGAGGGCUUGCAUUUGGAUCUACUGACCGACAUGGUUGUUGUCUUGCUCGAUGCUACUUGUCUCAAAAGUCUUCAUGAUGACAGCUUUUGUGCGAUUCUAACAUCAGUCGCAAAUUUAUGCAGCCGUCUACCGCCUCGAGGCAAGAUCAAGAUCUGUCAUUUUCUUCGACAGAAUGUCGAGAGUCUCGGUCGUUGCGGAGUCGAAAGUGUUGCGUCCACUUUGACUAAAUUGUUCUGUCAUUUGUUAGAAGACGAGCAUUCCUGGGUGCAUCAAGAGGCCCUGGAAAUCUUUGAGCACCUGGGACAGAAGUGCCCGGAGCAACUGGUCGCCAAAAUAGCGACGGCCUUAGCAAAGAUACCCGGCAUCAGCAAUGUUAUGCAAGCCUACUUGUCCUCGAGACCAUCCCACGUCCUCAGGGGUUUUACCCACGUGCAAGAUUAUCUUAGAUACUUGGUUGAAGCUGUUAAAAAUCAUGAGCACAGAUGCUAUGAGUACAACGAACCCGAAGAGAAGGAGAGAGAGGAGAAGAUGCCAAAGCUGGAAGAGGAGAAAAACCCAAGUGAAAUCAUCGCGCCGCUGUUAACACCUUCGCCAGCGCUUUGUGCAGAACACCUGUAA
This is a messenger RNA of Wasmannia auropunctata (little fire ant), 2809 nucleotides long. RefSeq lists its product as uncharacterized. The record is from RefSeq and is a predicted model, not a curated record. The coding region runs from base 308 to 2809 and encodes 833 amino acids. NCBI's taxonomy places the organism in Eukaryota, Metazoa, Arthropoda, Insecta, Hymenoptera, Formicidae. The transcript is spliced from 16 exons.